This is a messenger RNA of Camellia sinensis, 3160 nucleotides long. Its product is annotated as phosphatidylinositol 4-phosphate 5-kinase 1. Gene Ontology annotation, biological process: phosphatidylinositol phosphate biosynthetic process. NCBI's taxonomy places the organism in Eukaryota, Viridiplantae, Streptophyta, Magnoliopsida, Ericales, Theaceae. Gene Ontology annotation, molecular function: 1-phosphatidylinositol-4-phosphate 5-kinase activity; ATP binding. Gene Ontology annotation, cellular component: plasma membrane. The record is from RefSeq and is a predicted model, not a curated record.
CUCUCUUCAUUAAUUAAUUUUUUAUAUAAUAUUUUUAAGUUACUCUUUUAUGUUGUAUGUAUGUUUAUUUCUCUAUCUUUCUAUCUCUACUAUUUGCCCUUCUUCCCUUCCUCUUCUGUUUACAGAUUCCCCACCCAUUCUCUCUCUCUCUCUACAAAUCUAGAAUACAGGUUUUCUAGAGAGAGAUUGACUCAAAUAUUAGACAGAAAAAUAAAUACAUAAUAUAGACAAAGCUGGAAAUGCCGGUGAAGCUGGAGGACUCAGCUCGUUUCCGGCGAGACUAGGAGAGGCAAAGCACAUCAGCAAAAUGCCAGAGCCAGUAUUGUCAUCAUUUGAUGAAGAAAACAAGAAAUCAGAGGAAGAAGGAGAGAGAGAACCAGAUACCAAAUCAGUGGCUGUGGUAUCCCGCAGCCGAUCCCAAGCCACAACCAGAACCACCACCGCCGCCGCGGAGAAGCUUCUUCCGAACGGAGAUCUCUACACGGGAAGUUUCUCGGGAAACGCGCCACACGGAUCGGGAAAGUACCUGUGGACCGACGGGUGUAUGUACGAGGGGGAGUGGAAGAGAGGGAAAGCAUCCGGGAAAGGCAAGUUCUCGUGGGCUUCGGGAGCCACUUUCGAAGGCGAUUUCAAAUCGGGUCGAAUGGACGGGUUCGGCACCUUUAUCGGAUCCGACGCCGAUACGUACCGUGGUUCAUGGGUCGCCGACCGUAAACACGGCCACGGCCAAAAACGCUACACCAACGGCGACUUCUACGACGGCCUCUGGCGGCGCAACCUCCAAGACGGCCACGGAAGGUACGUCUGGAAGAACGGAAACGAGUACGUGGGUGAGUGGCGAAACGGAGUUAUCAAUGGAAGAGGAAUGUUGAUUUGGUCGAAUGGAAAUCGAUACGAUGGAAAUUGGGAAAACGGAGUUCCAAAAGGAAAUGGAGUUUUUACUUGGCCUGAUGGUAGUUGCUACAUCGGAAGCUGGAGCAAAGAGAGCGGUAACACCACUGAUUCCAAGAACCCACAACAACAGAUUCUCAAUGGGACUUUCUAUCCCGGAAACAAUACAUCCAUUGUUGGGAACGAUCAUAAGCGCCAGAGCUUGACUUUCAAUCACAAGAUUGAUGACAACUGCGUAAUGGUGGCUUCCACGGCCACCAAGAAGAGGUCGUCCGCGGAGAGGGCUUUUCCCAGGAUUUGCAUUUGGGAAUCGGAUGGAGAAGCUGGUGACAUCACUUGUGACAUAAUCGAUAAUGUGGAGGCCUCCAUGUUCUAUAGGGAUGGUAAAGGGUGGGGUUGUGAAGAGAUUAAGCAGUUUCGGAGAGGUCCCUGUUGUUUCACUGGUGGUGAGGUGAAGAAACCAGGGCAGACAAUAUCUAAAGGUCAUAAGAAUUAUGAUUUGAUGCUGAAUCUCCAACUGGGUAUUAGGUAUUCAGUAGGGAAACAUGCUUCGAUUCUACGGGACCUUAAACCUAGUGAUUUCGAUCCCAAGGAGAAGUUCUGGACUAGGUUUCCAUCAGAAGGAUCAAAGAUUACACCACCCCAUCAAUCUUGGGAGUUCCGGUGGAAAGAUUAUUGUCCCAUGGUGUUUAGACAUUUGAGGGAGCUAUUUCAAGUUGAUCCUGCGGAUUACAUGCUAGCUAUUUGCGGGAAUGACGCUCUGAGGGAGCUUUCAUCUCCGGGGAAGAGUGGAAGCUUCUUUUACUUGACUCAGGACGACAGGUUUAUGAUAAAAACAGUGAAGAAAUCAGAAGUCAAGGUUCUUAUUAAGAUGCUACCAAGUUACUACCAGCAUGUCUGUCGUUACGAAAAUUCACUAGUGACAAAAUUCUUUGGUGUACAUUGCGUUAAGCCAGUGGGUGGCUUGAAGACCCGAUUCAUCGUAAUAGGCAACUUGUUCUGCUCAGAGUAUCGAAUCCACAGACGAUUUGACCUGAAAGGAUCAUCCCAUGGCCGGACAACCGACAAACCUGAAGGGGAGAUUGAUGAAACCACUACCCUUAAGGACCUUGAUCUGAACUUUGUGUUUCGCAUCCAAGGAAACUGGUUUCAGGAACUCAUAAAACAAAUUGAUAGGGACUGUCAGUUCUUGGAAGCAGAGAGAAUCAUGGAUUAUAGUCUCUUAGUUGGUCUUCACUUCCGUGAUGACAACACUGGCGAUAAAAUGGGUCUUUCACCAUUCAUGUUGCGAACUGGGAAGAAAGAUUCAUUUCAAAAUGAAAAGUUUAUGCGUGGCUGCCGAUUCCUUGAAGCAGAGCUACAAGACAUGGAUAGGGUUCUCGCUGGACGGAAACCAUUGAUCAGGUUGGGGGCCAACAUGCCUGCAAGGGCAGAGCGGGUGGCUCGAAGGAGCGACUUCGAUCAGUAUAGUCCAGGCGGAUUUGGUAAUUUGACCCCUUCAUGCAACGGUGAAAUCUAUGAAGUUGUCCUUUACUUUGGGAUCAUUGACAUUUUGCAAGACUAUGACAUUAGCAAGAAGCUAGAGCACGCAUACAAAUCCUUACAAGCUGACCCUACCUCAAUCUCUGCAGUUGAUCCGAAGCUGUACUCAAAGAGGUUUCGGGAUUUUGUAGGGAGAAUCUUUGUAGAAGACAGAUAGCAGCAGAUAAGAGAGAAAAGUGAAGAGAUUCAAGAUUGUCUUGAUUGCGAGAUUCACCAAAGGAAACUCAAGUCCCAAUUUUUUGGAGCAAGAUGAUGCUUGGAAAUCUGGCGCUAUUGCCCCCGACUGAACAGUAGUUCUGGUGGGGUCAGAUACAGAUUGGGGACAUUGCAAAUAAGUGGCGGUGGGUCCGAGAUCAGAUCGGAUCGGAGGUGUUGGGUUGUGGGUGUUCUCGUGGCUGAAUUUUGUGGAAUCAGCCAUGGUAAGUUCAUUUGUACAUUCAGGGGGGAGAGGGAAAAUUGGAUUACGAUUUCUUUUUGUUGUAUUUUGUUUUUUUGUUUUCUUUGUUUUUAAAAUUUUUGUGGUAACCAAACAAUGAUGGUUAAGAUUUGAAAGAUAGGUAUAGGGAACAGAGCAAAAUGUUUCUCAGAGAGAAGAUUCAAAAUGGGAGGAGGAUUGGAAUAAAAAGUGAAAGUGUACAGCUUAUAGAAGAAAGAGAUGGAUAUGUCAUUCAAUCCUGAUUUUUUUGGGGGGAUAUUUUCAUUUUUUUUUUAAAUUUUUAUUCACGAA